Molecule: messenger RNA, 1980 nt
Organism: Ophidiomyces ophidiicola
Lineage: Eukaryota; Fungi; Ascomycota; Eurotiomycetes; Onygenales; Onygenaceae
Exons: 2
Coding region: 1-1980 (659 amino acids)
Source: RefSeq, a predicted model, not a curated record
AUGCUAGCUCCCGACUUCCACCUUCAGGAUCACCCCUAUUCUUCCGAUCUCUUGAUGGAGUCCACACUAUACCACCCUGCAAGCUCGUUGAAGGUCGAUGAGCAAAUGCCUUUUGGAGCCUACACCCCGUUUCCAUCCGACUCUCACCCGUUUCUUAUUCCAUCCCUCUUUCCACCCGACUUCUCCAGCCUCAACCUCAAACGCCAGCAGCCCUAUCCAGACCCCUCAGCCUCGCCUUCUGUCGCAGCCUCCCAUCCGGAGUCCUUGUCUUCUUCCAGCUCAGUGACCACUCAUUCUGCUGUCAGUGCUGCAUCGUCCUGUAUUGGCUCCCCGCAUCAAGACCCCUGGCCGGAUAUGAAUUCAGGAUCCAUCCUCGACCAAAGUGCCACCCUCAGCGAUCAGCUAUACCCCCAGGGCUACCUGUCCAGCGGAGUUGACGCGGAAGGCUUUCUUUCUCAGGAGAAGCUUUCACACUGUUUUGUUGAUCCAUCGUUAAUCCAGCCAGCUCAACCGCCAGAGAACUACCAUUUCCCAGUUGUAUCGUAUGCGGAGGACCCACAAUUUUGCUUCACGGCUUCACCUGCUUUUCCGGGCGUGUCGCCAAUUCCUUCUCCAACACUUACCACUCAGCAAUCUCACCAAUUCCAACCUACGGUUCCCAUAUUACCUCAACACCACCAACACCAGUACCAGCAACAACCGCAGCCACAACAGUACCCGCAUAAGAGAAAAGCAGAAUCUUCUCCAGUUACUAGUAGAUACACGUUGCGCCCCGAUGUGCAGCCACUCACAAGGCGAUCCUCCAUCUCUUCUGUGCGCUCUCGAUCUUCGAUACAUAGCCCUCGGUCGACCAAUAUCGAGGUUGACGCUGAGAGUAGGGAAAAAGGCAGAUGCCCCCACCCGACCUGCGGCAAAGUAUUCAAGGAUCUCAAAGCCCACAUGCUUACCCAUCAAUCUGAACGUCCAGAAAAAUGCCCCAUUGUAAAUUGCGAGUAUCAUUUAAAGGGCUUUGCUCGAAAGUAUGAUAAAAACAGACAUACUUUGACCCACUACAAAGGAACAAUGGUCUGCGGCUUCUGCCCCGGUUCCGGCUCGGCCGCAGAAAAGAGUUUCAAUAGAGCAGAUGUCUUUAAGCGUCAUUUAACUUCUGUGCACGGUGUUGAUCAGUCCGCUCCCAAUGGUCGAAAGAAAAGCCCACCUGAUGGCCCCGCUGGAAAGUUAUCGAAUUACUGCCAAGAUGCAACAGGAAAAUGUUCAACUUGUACAGCUACUUUUGCCAGUGCGCAAGAGUUCUAUGAACAUUUGGAUGAUUGUGUGCUGCGUGUUGUACAGCAAGAAGAACCGAGCGAGGCCAUCAACAUGCGACGCCUGACUGAGAUAGCUGAUGAUGAGUCUGUUCAACAGACAAUGAGAAGGCACAUGCUUACCGAUGCGAGCAAUGAUGGGAAUGGCACGGUUGGCGAUAUUAUUACUACCGAUGUGCUGCCAGGAACUGAGCAUUUUAAGAUCACUUCCGAACAGGGAUUGGGGAAGCCAAAUAUUAUGAGUCGAUUCUUGCCACCAAAUUCGAGCGGAGUUUCCAAACCCCGGCACGCAGCAUCACGAAGGAGGAAUAACAGAAACAAUUAUCCACCCUCAUGGGGCUGCCCAACAAACAAGAUGAAAAUGAAGCGCCGGCUUCUUUGUUUAUACGACGGUCCACGCCGACUGUGGAAAGAUGAGAUGAUGUUGGACAAUGAGUUCGAAGUUCGCAUGAAAUUGCCCGGUGGCGAUGGAUUGGGGCGGGACUCUUACGUGACUGACCUAGAUGUUGAAACCAUAAAGCGUGCUAGGGGAAUUCUUAACGCAACUGACGAAGAGAAAGGGCCGUGGGAUCCAGCUUCUGCUAAUACUGGGCUGCUCGGGCCAGCGGCUGUUCCUAUCCUCGGGAAUUCUAAUGAUAUCGUUGACGAGAUUAAUAUAGACGAGCUCAUGUCAUAA